Molecule: messenger RNA, 1776 nt
Organism: Engraulis encrasicolus (European anchovy)
Lineage: Eukaryota; Metazoa; Chordata; Actinopteri; Clupeiformes; Engraulidae
Gene: rskra
Product: ribosomal protein S6 kinase related a
Exons: 12
Coding region: 271-1623 (450 amino acids)
Biological process (GO): protein phosphorylation
Molecular function (GO): protein serine/threonine kinase activity; ATP binding
Source: RefSeq, a predicted model, not a curated record
GGUAGAUGGAUUGUAACGAUGUCGUAACUAAAUAUUUGUUGUGAUCCACUGAUAGAAACAGUGAGGAUAUUUACAUUUAGCCGUGCGAGGUAAUGGUUUUCUCGCGCGCCUGUGCGCGCGGCGAAUGACUGACUUGUGAGGCGCCGCCGAGGAGAACGUGCGCUCUACAAGUAACGAUGAAGAGGAUAUCCCAUCAACAGGGGGACACAAACCGACAAUAAUUAUUAUACCUAUGAUGCUGAGUUGUCAUUUUACAAACAUAACAAUGUAAUGGGUGCGAACAUCGGCAAAGACAACAAGAAACAGGGCCCAUCUGUGGACAGCAGGUCAACCCUCCCGGGAUGGCAGGUGUUGCUGUCGAUCACGGGGGUCCUGCGCAACAGGCACCUGGGCGCGCUCAGCCAUCCCACCAGGCGCAUGCUGCAGGACAAACAGACCCCCAUCCCGGAGUCUCUGCUCUUGGACCCUGAGAGGCCUCGCAUGGAGUGGACUCUCCCGGGGUUCAUCUCCCUCUUUCUGCCCGAGUUUCCACACCGCAGUUUAGCUGGACAAGUUAACCUUCAGAUACUGGAACUCAUAGCUAAAGGCUCAUUUGGGCCCAUCCUGAAAGUAAAAGAUUGUACAGAGGAGAAGAUUUAUGCUGUGAAGGUCAUACCCAAGUCAGAGAUCCUAAAGCAAGGUGUUCUGGAGCAGUCAAAAGAAGAGGUCAUCAUUCAGAGGCAGGUCAGACAUCCAUUUCUCCACAAUCUCCUGGACUGCUGGCAGACUCAUCGCCACCUCUUUAUUAUGUGCGACUACUGCAGUACCGGGGACUUGUACACCUAUUGGACUCUGAAUGGGCGGUUUAAGGAGGCAGAGGUGCGGGUGUACGCUGCGGAGCUGGGCUGUGCCUUGGGUUUCUUACAUGAUUUUGGCAUCAUGCACAGAGAUGUGAAGAUGGAGAAUGUUCUCUUGACUGACCAAGGUCACCUGCGCCUAGCUGACUUUGGGCUGUCUCGGCGCCUGGAGCGUGGGGGAAGGGCUUACACCAUCUGUGGGACAAUCCAAUACAUGGCUCCGGAGGUCCUGGGCGGAGGUCCUUACAACCACGCCGCUGAUUGGUGGUCCCUUGGCAUUCUGUUAUAUGCCUUGGCUACUGGAAAGUUCCCCAUCGCUCCAGAGCCCAACCAUGAUAUGAUGCUGGAAAGAGUGCAGAGAGGAUCCUACAGCAUGCCAGCGACCUUCAGCCCAGCGCUGUGCUUGCUCCUCACAGAUCUGCUGUGCAAGUCCCCAUGCCAGCGUCUGCACUGCCUGGAGCGCUUCAAGAUGCAGCGGUUCUUCUUCGGCACCUCCUUCGACUCCCAGCUCCUGCAGAAGACGCCCAUAGAGCUGAUCCUGGAGUUGAAGAACCACCCCGACAGACCCGAGAAGGCCCGGAGAGGCAUGGACGACGAUCCCUUCAAGAACUUUGAUUAUGACUUUUUCAGUUCCCUGUCCAGCCCCACAACGGACUUAUCACCAACCCUUGUCAACGCCACUGAGCCCAGCCAGCUUCUGGUGACGGCUGGAUCAUGCGAGUCGAUGCACCUGUGGCAUUCACAUAACGGACUGCCUCACACCGAGAGAAGCGUGGCGAUAGUUUGAUAGUUUUAUCGGUGCCAUUUUUUCCUUAAAAUGCCUGAUUGUAAAGAGGAUUUAUGUUUUUUUUAUUUUGUAUUUUAGUUGAACGAUACCUCCCAAACACACUGUGUUUUAUAUACAACGCUUGGCUUUUUUAAUUUGCCUCUGGAUCAAUAA